Molecule: messenger RNA, 2311 nt
Organism: Porites lobata
Lineage: Eukaryota; Metazoa; Cnidaria; Anthozoa; Scleractinia; Poritidae
Source: the annotation of a GenBank genome assembly
AGUAAACUUCGUAGUAAUACAUGGAGCUCGAAAAAGUGGUCUCAGAGGACUGAAAAAAGGAAAAAGAAAACAUGGUUGGUUAAAAAUUUUCAGUGUUCCUCUUACUCAGGUUGCAUCCGUAAUAUUUUACCCAAAAUCUCUUCGGUAAAACAGAAACUUUACUUUCUGUACCCGUUCUUCUUUAAUUGUUUCGGCUUUAGCUUUGUGACCUGUGCUUUUCGGUUAAAAACCUCCGAGAGUCAGUCAUUUGUGGCUUCAUUUUCUCUUUGACUGGAAGUUAACGGCUAAGUGAAAUUGCAUGUUGCCACGAAUGUGUCAUUCAUCGACAUGACUUUGCUUCUUUUAGGAUGAUGGAAGGGACCGAAAUUCCAAACAAAGGCGAAGAACCAUCGACGAGCAGUUCGCUGAUGAAGAUGCGUCUAACUUAAGUCUCCAAGGGAAUAAUUUAGACCAUGAUAGCGAGGACUCCGAACAAGACACAUCUCCUGGUACCGUACGACAGCUAUCUGUCACUGGGACAACAAAUGAAGCCCCCAGCGAUAAAGGCGAACCCUGUUCGUGUGACAACAAUGGCGCCCAAGGUUUCUCCAUGGCAGUAGCUCAUCGAACGCCGCAGUGCGGGUUUUGCGACGGAGGAGCCACUAACAUCAGCAAUAGAGCAAGUUUUACAACAACACAAAUUCCGCAUGUAGCUAACGUCGUUUCUCGAGUAUAUAGUGCUACUCUUCCCUCUCUUCCAGACAGUUCGUUAGAAGAUGGAGAAAGUGUAAAUUCUGAGCGAGGCGAACGCCUUGAUACAGGACCAUCACCGCAGGAAAAAAGACCGAAGGAAAGUAAGUGUGAAGAGAUGCGAAUUCUUUUCUAUAUUUUUGUGUUUUAACUAUAUGAUUUGAAUGGAUUAAUUUAGGUACAUCAAGGACCAACUAGCAACUCAGUUUUCCUUUUCAAAUGACAUCAGUUUCGGCAACAAGGACGUUGUCUUUGUCUCACCCAAAACAGGACCAUUUUGAAGAGACCAUGAAACAAAUUUCGUCGAGGCAGUCGCUUGUUAUUUACAGUAGUACAACUAGUGGUAUUCAAGUUUCGUGCGUUUUGCGUAACGUAAAUGUCUUUCCGGAUACUUAGGAACCUCGAAAGUAAACAGUGACCUUGCGUGAAAACCUUUUCAUGUUCGGUUGAUGUAGUAAAUAAAGGACUACGAGUCUCGGUUAAUCAUGCAUAACAUAUCUUGUCUAUCUUUCAGAUGUCUGUGAGCUUUCAUUCCAGGUGCCAUCUCCUGGAAUAGUGAUCAGGAUUUUUCUCAUGGAAUAUACUUGCCCAGAACGAAAUGAAAAGACGUUUUUCCUAUACUUACUCCCAGAGGAAGACUGCGAGGUACACGUAGUGAUUGAAUGACCUCUUAUUAAUCAUACUCUCACAAAUACAGCUUUGUGACGAUGUUUUUAUCGUAGCGUGAUUUCUUUGACAUGGCUCUUUUAAAAAAAUAGGUCUAUGAAGAAAUUUGUCGUGAGUUGAAGGAAAAGGAAGGGUUCAGCAGACAAGUUUCCUUUGUGACUGUGGACAGCAGGAGAAGCCAAGAUUUUUAUACAUUGUUAGUACAGGAAGAGAUCAAAGUGGAAUUUGAAAUAGAGAACAUCAUGCAAGAAAGUUUUGUCACCCUGAAUCAAGGCAAUGAAUCUGUGAGUAUAGAACAGUUUGUAUUAACAGCCUCGCAAUAUUUACUUUAAACAAACAUCUCACACCUCGGCUGGAUAUUUUUUGUCCAAGGAUGCACAAAAGAGGAAAUAUAAAUAUCUGAGGAAUCAGCUUGGUCAGAUAGGUUUGAGGAAGUGACAAUGUGAAAAAAAGUGUUUAUUAUUUUUGUUAUAAUCACUAGAAAUUGCUCUUCUACGUUACCCAUUAAUUCUCAGUAGAGUGCCUAAAUUCAAAUUCAGACUCUUUCUUAAAGUAACAAACCACCUUUCACCCUUCAAUUGGGCAUAUUUCCUGCCUUUGCACUUUAAAGUGUGGUAAAGUUAGGUAUAAAGACUGGAUUUAGUAACAUCAAAAAGUCUUGCUUCGUAUGUGUUUUUCACUGAAACAUAAUCAACCGUUGCUUACAGCAAACUCAUCCUUUUACUCCCAGGUUUUCAGAGUUCCAAUAAUCAAAUCAGAAAGCAAAAGCCGGCUGGCAAAAGGAUCAAAGUGUCAGUUUGUGGUGCAGUAUGUUGGGGAAUGUGGAAAGGCAUGUCAGGAGCAAGGCAAGGCAACCCUCACCAUAGAUUCAACCAGUCAGACCACAUUGUUUUUCUCAAUCUCUUCUUGGGUAAGU